Messenger RNA from Polistes dominula (European paper wasp), 945 nucleotides. RefSeq lists its product as uncharacterized. The record is from RefSeq and is a predicted model, not a curated record. NCBI's taxonomy places the organism in Eukaryota, Metazoa, Arthropoda, Insecta, Hymenoptera, Vespidae.
UGUGUCAUUUUUGUUGGUAAAAAUAAAGAAAUCAUUAUAAUAAAUAAAUAAACCAUAUUAAAUGACGACAGAUCGUUAAUCAUGUAAUAAAUGCAUUUUUGUUGCACAUAUAAACGAAAUUAGAAUAAACAUCUGACGAGAUAAAAAAAAACCAAAUAUACUUUUAAAUACAGAAAAAAGUAAAGAAUAUAAAGAGAAGAAAUCCAAAGAUAUUAUGUUUCCGGUAAACUAUUUUAAAUCAUUUUGUGUAAUGAAUUCCCCAGUUAUCAUAAUGAAUAACAUCCUGUUAAAGUCAGAUAACACUGAAUAACCUUAGGAUGAAAGGAAGCAAGAUUAAACGAGUGCUACUAAAAAUUAUGAAAAUAUUCGUGGUAGUCAAUCAUUGCUUCACCGUUAUAGUAAGUGUAUAUUUCGUUAAAAUGAAAUUAAAUAAAGUAUCUUUAUAUGUCGUCGUGUACUUAAUCCUCAACUUGCCCAAAAUAUCAAGCGUCCUUCCUUUGAAAAACAUGCAAUACCAGUCAAAGUGUAAAGAAUUUGCACAAAAGAUGGAACAUCGACCAAAGGAUUACGAAAAUAUGUGCCAGGCUAUAGAAAAAAUCUACAAAAUGCAAAAACCUCGCAUUGAUUACACAAUUAAAGAUAACCCAGUGUAUCGUAUACAACAAAAAUUUAAAGAGGCACACAAUAAUAAUAUACCAGCUAUUCAUAAGGUGGCAAAAAUAAUCGGACUCAUCAUAAUAAAAAUCUUAAUAUUCGGAUGUUGUAUCUUUUGCAAAUGUCUAAAGAAAAUUAAGAAUUCAAGAAAAAAUGAGCAAAACCAGUCGGUGAUAAACGUUUGAUAGAAGAGGAUUAUCUUAUCAAAUAAUAAAUAUUUUUAAUAAUCCAAUAUCAAUGAGAAUGAAAGUAUAAUGAUAAUUAUAUCGAUUGUUUAUUUUAUAGACGUGC